GUAUCAGGUACAUCCUCACCAUGGUUAGUUCAAAGCAUGUUUUGCAGUACUGUGACUCCAGAGACUGUGGAGAGCUGCUUGACGGCAGCGAUGGUGAUGAAGAGGAAAUACUUGUGUGUGGAGAAGAUUUAGAGCUUAAUCCUUUUGAUGGCUUGCCUUACUCCUCCCGUUAUUACAAACUUCUGAAAGAAAGAGAAGAGCUUCCAAUAUGGAAAGAGAAAUCUACUUUCAUGGAAAGUUUGCUCCGUAAUCAGAUCGUGAUUGUGUCAGGAGACGCUAAGACUGGCAAGAGUUCCCAGAUCCCCCAGUGGUGUGCCAAGCACUGCCUCUCUGCGCGGUGGCGGCACGGCGCGGUGGUGUGCACGCAGGUGCACAGGCAGACAGCAGUGUGGCUGGCCCUGCGUGUGGCUGACGAAAUGGAUGUCAACAUUGGCCAUGAAGUUGGGUAUUUCGUCCCCUUUGAAAGCUGCUGUAGCACAGAAACUAUCCUGAGAUACUGUACAGAUGAUAUGCUACAGAGGGAAAUGAUGUCUACACCUCUCCUGACCUACUAUGGGGUUAUUAUCUUGGAUGAUGUGCAUGAAAGAACUGUUGCAACAGAUGCACUGCUUGGCCUUCUGAAAGAUGUCUUGCUAGCAAGGCCAGACCUGAGGCUGGUGAUACUCACUGCCCCUCACAUGUCCAGCAGACUGCAGAGUUACUAUGGCAGCAUCCCUGUGAUCAGGGUGGAAAGCAAACACCAUGCAGAGGUUGUGUACUCCUGCAGCAUCCAGAAGAACCACUUUGAGGCUGCCCUAAGGCUGCUCUUUGAGAUACACCACACAAGGGAGAAGGGGGACAUUGUGAUCUUCCUGGCAUGUGAACAAGAAAUUGAAAAAGCUUAUCAAAUGAUCAGACAGGAACAGCCUAAUUUAAACCCUGACCUUGGAGAGCUCAUCCCCAUUCCUUUAUACCCCACAAAACAAGACCUAAUUCCCAAACCAGCCCAAGACAAACAGAAGUGUUGCAAAAAGUACAGAAGAAAAGUGCUGCUCACCAAAAGCUUUGGAGAGUCUUUGGUUUGGAUUAAAAACGUCACCUUUGUCAUCGAUGUUGGUGUUGAGAGAAGAAAGGUGUACAAUCCUAGAAUCAGAGCAGACUCUGUUAGGACACAGCCUAUCAGCCAAAGUCAAGCAGAGAUGCAUAAACAAAUUCUGGGCAUGUCUUCAUCAGGAAAACUCUUCUGUUUGUAUCCUGAAGAAUUCACGUACAAGGAAAUGAAACCACAUGUCCCAGCCAAAGUGCAGGAAUCAAACCUAACCAACAUGGUUCUGUUCCUGAAGAGGAUGGACAUCGCAGGCUUCACACACUGUGACUUCAUCACCAGCCCAGCUCCUGAAAGCCUGAUGCAGGCUCUAGAAGACCUUGAUUAUCUAGCAGCCCUGGAUAACGAUGGAAACCUUUCUGAAUUUGGAAUUAUUAUGUCAGAAUUUCCCCUGGACCCACAGCUGUCCAAGUCCAUUCUGGCUUCCUGUGAAUUUGAGUGUGUGGAUGAAAUGCUCACCAUUGCAGCCAUGGUAACAGCUCCUAAUUGCUUCUUACAUGGACCUCCUGGGACAGAGGAGAUUGCUGUGACUUGCUGGAGAAGGUUCUCACACCCUGCAGGAGAUCACUUUACUCUCAUCAAUGUCUUCAACGCCUUCAAGGAAGCUGCAGCAAACCCCACAAACCAAGAGCUCAGUAAUGAGAAAUGGUGUCGUGAUUACUUCCUAAGCUGCUCUGCACUGAGGAUGGCAGAAGUUAUCAGAGCUGAACUAGUGGAGAUUAUGAGGCGCAUUGAACUGCCCAUUUCAGAGCCAGACUUUGGAUCCAAAGCCAAUGUGCUGGGCAUAAAGAAAGCUCUCUUAUCUGGUUACUUCAUGCACAUUGCUCGUGAUGUAGAUGGCUCAGGUAACUACUUAAUGCUAGCACACAGACAAGUGGCCCAGCUCCAUCCCUUCUCAUCCUAUUACAACACCAGAAGGAUUCCUGAGUGGGUUUUGUUCCAUGAGUUUAGUAUCUCAGAAGGCAAUUCCAUCAGAGUCGUCUCCGAGAUCUCACCUGACCUAUUUGUGGAGCUGGUGCCUCAGUAUUAUUUCAGCAACCUUCCUCCUAGUGAAAGUAAGGAUAUUCUGCAGGAAGUGAUCAACCACUUGUCACCUGUUUCAGCCAUGAAGGAGAAACAGAAAACCACCAAUGACAACAAAGAAAAUGAAGAAUUUCCCCAAACUCCCUCUGAACAGAGAUGUGUUAUCCAGUGA
Messenger RNA from Acanthisitta chloris (rifleman), 2279 nucleotides. RefSeq names its product DEAH (Asp-Glu-Ala-His) box polypeptide 32 (gene DHX32). Lineage: Eukaryota; Metazoa; Chordata; Aves; Passeriformes; Acanthisittidae. The record is from RefSeq and is a predicted model, not a curated record. Gene Ontology annotation, cellular component: spliceosomal complex; intracellular anatomical structure. Gene Ontology annotation, molecular function: RNA binding. The annotation marks the transcript as partial. The transcript is spliced from 12 exons.